AUGGAGCACGGAGAGGAGCCAUGCCCACUAGUGGCUUGGAGCAGGGUCGGAGAAGAGGGCCUUUCUCCAAAGGGCAUCUCUGCUGUGGUCCGUCUUCCGGUCCGAGGAUCUGCAGACACAACAGAAAGGUGUCUCAUUUCGGACUUCUUUACUUACAAUGGAACGGCCACUAUCCUCGCCCACCGCCUGUUGCCAUCUCAGGUAGCAACAGCAGCGAAAACAGCAUCAACAAAGAGAGAUGUUGAGAGCUGCAGGGUGAGCAUUACUGCAGCAUCAGCCUCUGACAGUGGUGUGACGGCUUUGGCCUCGGCAGAGACUGAGGCGGCUGACGCGCCCGUGCAACUGUUCGUCGGUCUGACUAAUGGACAACUGUGGCAAAUGGAGAUGAAACAGCAGCAGGACCAUCGCAACAGCGAACAUGAGAGGGGACUACCUCGUAGACUCUCUGUCUCCUCGAAGCAGCUGUUGUGCUGCCGUAUGGCUGAACCAAUCGACAUGAUUUGCUGCUAUGUCCAAGGGGAAGGGAUCCCAGCAUCAGUGGGGGCCCAGGAUUCUGAGAAGAGUAGCACCAGAUACGCCCUAAUGCUAAUUGCGUUGUACAGCGAUGGCGUUGCCGUUGUCUCGUGGCCAGAAACUUCUCAAACAAAAGAACUCCCUGCUGUGGACGGAGGCUGUCGUCUCACGUUGUCACCCCAAGGGGAUCGCCUGGCUAUCAGCACCCGAAAGCGGCGCUUAGUUUUGCUGGAACGAAAAGGGCAACAAUUUUCAGUUGUGAAGGACUUUUCACCGCUUAGACUCGCAGGCCCCGCUGACCCGGCAGCUCAGCCAACAUGGGCUGGGGAGGAAAAACUACUGAUCCCAGGGGCCCCGCAGCUGCGCUCCUCAUGCAAGACAAGUGCGUGGGAGGAGGCAAAAGAGGCGCCAGCUCUAACGGGAGCCCAUGCUCCAUCCCAUUUGGUUCUCCUACAGCACUGUGGUUUUGCUGAUGAAGGAAAAGCGCUCGAUGCCCCAGGGAACUGUGUUGGAGAGCCACUCAUUUGCGGUGUAUCGGCCACCUUGGAAAUAGGCAUUUGGAAGAUGCAGCAAAAAGAACCCCUAUUGAUGAUACAAACUGGAGGGGAUGUUCAGCUUAGGAGUAUUUGCUGCCUGACCGCCAACUCCCCCCUUGCCCCUUUGUUGCUGUUGCGGAACGACGGUUAUUUGGGUCUUCUUGCUUUGCGUCGUGAGGAUUUGCGAGCUGCCAUGGAGAGUUCAGCUGCGGCAGCACCAGCUGCAGCAGCUACGGCUGCCGCCUCACCUAUGCGCGCAGGUGCACUUAAAGCGCAGGCGCAGUCAACCGAGAAGUCACCAAAACCGACGGCAGAAAAUGCGGAGGAUGAGGACACCAAACACAGUGCCGCUUCUGCGAGAUCAGUUAAAGAUUUUCUAAGUCGAGAAGCUGCCGAAGCUUCAGCUGAGGAAACGGAAAGUGAAGCGCAGGAAAAUGACCUCUUCAAUGGGAUGGAUCCUGAGGAAAGAACCAAAUGCGCCGUAUCCAGCAUGUGCUCCCACUACUUCAUUUUUGGCAGCAUGGGCUUCCAUCCCGUGCCUUCGAAUUGGGUUGUCGGCUUGUCUGCAAGCAAAAACACAAUAGACAAAUUCAGCACGAACAUUUUAGGAUGCGCUCCGUUGCGGCUGAGGCGCGUGAGUUCAACACCAGGAAAUGCGAAUUGUACGUGUGCAAGUGCUCAAUUUUCUUGUUUCGUGAACAAUGGUGCAGCCCCUCAGAAGAAACGCACUCACAAGCACCGCAGACGACCACCAGCGGGAGCGGAAGUGGAGAGCCAAAGUAGCGAUCCGGAGUCGGGCGGCUCCCGCAGAUCCUCCAUUGGCGGAGAGGGAAUAUAUGCUGGCGGUGCUGAAGGUUUCGCCACCAGCCUCACUGCGUUGCAGUCGGAGUUGCAGGAGGCUCAGGCGAUGCUGAAUGCGCUGCUCAAGAAGCAACACGAAACAAAGCAGCGGGUUAUCCAUCCAGGCGGUGGGCCCCAGCCAAAAGACCCGGGGAAGCCCUGGUGUCUGUAUUGGACCCAUUUCGGCCACAUCACCAAAACCGUGACAGCGGAAAAUUCUGUGCUUGACGUCUUCAAUUUUUCUCCUGGGGCCGUUGCUGAGGGAACUGCGCACAGAAAGCUCGCGGAUCUGCAUAAUUCCUCGGCCGCUGCUCUGUGUGAGUGCCCUCCCGAGGAUUUAGAUUUAAGGAUGGCUAGUUGCUCUUCGCUGUUCUUGCCCACAGAGCCGGUGAAGUGCUGUUCAACAGACACUAGAAUCUGCUGUUUUUACGCAGGCAGAGCUGGCGUUGUCUUGGCCUCUUCUGGUUCCUCUCGGAGUGUCAUGGAGUUUCGUUGCUUCUUGGAUGCCGGGUCAUGGGUAAAGCAUUUCGCCGAGGGAGAGAAAAUUGUUGCGGUAGCUGCAGGAGAUUCCUUCGUGGCCGCAGUGACUGAAGACAGGACGCUACGCAUCUUCACCUUAGGGGGGAUACUGUUGUAUACGGCCGACGUUUUUGGCAGACCUGUUUCGCUUUGUGGCUCGCAGCAGUUACUGAUUGUUUUGACACAGACUGGAUGCAGCGAGGGCUUUCUGCAGCUGCACUGCUCCGUACUGCACGUGCAUCCAAGCCCUUCUUGCCCCAAUUCCACUUUUCGUCUGCCUAUUUCUUGCUUCAAGCGGCGGCUAGCGGCUCCCCCUGUCGCCGCUGCGUCUAUUCCGGAUGUCGACAUAAUUCACGAAGGAGUUGUGCGAGGAUUAUUACCGGUCGGCUCCACCAAUAUAGGGGGAUUAGGUUACGCCUUCAAAUGGGUGAAGCUUUGCUUACUUGAAGAUGCCUCAGCCAACGUUCCUCUCUUUCCAGUAAUCGUCGACGAAACGAAAGGCGAACUCGGUGUCGUACGGCUAAAGGCGGGUGAAGAGGGUCUUUCUUUUCCUGACUGUUCCGUUUCUGAAGCUUUCUUCGGGUACACAAUGGAACAUAUUCCCCUCCGCAUCCCCUCUCCUGACCUGUGGAGCUAUGCCCGAUGGCAAAGGCUUUUGCGGCAAGACAAGCAGCUGAAAGGUGUCGGUGACGGGGGAGGAGAUGCCGCUCUGGUGCCGUGGCCUCAGUAUGACGAACUGCGGCUACAACAGGAAAUGGCCAUUAGGCAAUUAAACCAUUUUGUCAGCAUUUGUGGGGGAUCGGCUUCCGGUGGCGCCGAAGGAGAUGCUGAGGCCCGGGAAGCUCAGAGAAAGCUGCAGCUUCUUAGCAAGAGGCAUGACAAGUUUUGCUUGCGGGGGUUUGCCAAGUGCACGGACGACAAAAGGCUGCAUGGGGUAGCCAAGGACAUGGCACUGCGCCUUAAGACAGAAAAUGCCCCCCAGCAUGCUCGUUCCCUCCUUGACUCUGAUACGCGUCUCCAGACGGAGCAACUAAGAGAAGCACUGCUGUGGCAGGAGCAGCAACGCCAGCACUUCUUUGCGGCAGCAGCAGCACCGGCACCGGAUCCGACCACCUUUCAAAAUGAAAACUCUCCACCGCCGGAGCAGUCAGUUGAACAGGUGGAACGAAAGUACUCUGGUUCUGGAGGAGCCUCUUCAGCGCUGCCACCUGAAAAGAAGUCCAGUAUUCAGCGUCUGCUUCAGUGGCAGCAGUCGCAACAACAGCAGCAACGCAAGGGUGGAGAUGGGGGUCUGGUUGCUCUUUUUGAAGGCCAGAAACGCAGAGCAUCUGAAUCACACGCCGACAGGGCGAGCAAGAAGACCUAUUUCCACAAGGCUGAUUGA
Molecule: messenger RNA, 3792 nt
Organism: Eimeria acervulina
Lineage: Eukaryota; Apicomplexa; Conoidasida; Eucoccidiorida; Eimeriidae
Product: Chromosome I, complete genome, related
Exons: 14
Coding region: 1-3792 (1263 amino acids)
Biological process (GO): DNA repair; mitotic cell cycle; DNA-templated DNA replication
Cellular component (GO): nuclear replication fork
Molecular function (GO): chromatin binding
Source: RefSeq, a predicted model, not a curated record